CCAAAAUUGUCCUAGUGUUCAACUCGAGGCCAUUCGGUGCUUACUGUGAGCGCGAAAGAGGAAUAUUUCUGGGGUCUCUGACUGAGCGCGAGUACCAAUCGCGGCGGUGGCGAAGGAUGUGUACCAAUAGCAGUAGUUGCAGAGUGAAAUUGGGAGGUGGAACUGCAAACUUCUGGAGAAACUCAGAAUUAGAGCAACAUUCAACAACGAGAAGAAGAGACCCAAUUCGUGAGUUGCCUCCGCAACCAAGAACAAAACGGGAAGUGGAAUCACAAAAAAAAAAUCACAAUGACGUCGGCUGGAAAGUAGCCGAAAGUGAAGUAGGUUGGAAUCCUAAUCAAAUGAAAGUUGCACCAGCCAAAUUGCACAAUGACGUCGGCUUGAAAGUAGCCGAAAAUGUAGUAGGUUGGAAUACAGUUGCACCAGAAAAAUUGCCCAAUGAUGUCGGCCGGAAGGUAGCCGAAAUUGUAGGUUGGAAUAAAGUUGCACAAGCAAAAACUGCUAAAACAGUUGCUCAAUCACGGUUCACAUGGAAGAUUGAGAACUUUUCGAAGCUGAAUACCGAGAAGCUAUACUCCGUAAAUUUCAGUGUUGGAGGACACAAAUGGCGGGUGCUUAUAUUCCCAAAGGGGAACAAAGUGGUGGACCAUUUGUCGAUUUAUUUAGAUGUUCCAGAGAAAAAUUGGUUGUUAUAUGGGUGGAGUAGAUGCGCAGAAUUCAGCUUUUCUGUGAUCAAUCAGAUUGAUAACAAGCUCACAGUGAAGGAAGACACCAAAUGCCAGUUUGAUGAACGACAUAGUAAUUGGGGUUUCAGUUCAUUUAUGCCUCUUAGUGAACUGCAUGACCCUGGUAGAGGAUAUCUUGUGAAUGAUAUAUGCAUAGUUGAAGCUGAUAUUGUAGUUGAAGCUGAUAUUGACGAUUCAAUUGUUGAAUGCCGGUUAUGUGACACAAAAAGAGAGAGUGGUCAUGUUGAACUUGAGGUUAAGGCAAGGAAAAAAAGAAGGCGAAAGGUCGGGGCCAUGUCAUCAUCUUCAUUUGAUGACAUGGAUGCCUAUAUCUCCAAGUUGGUGUCUGUAGUAGAGCCUGACGCACCCUUCGACUCCACUACCGGAGGAUCGGUUGUAGCCUGCAUUCCUCAACCAACUGUUGAUGAAGCCAAAAAAUUCUUAAUAAAGAUGCUAUCUCGGGACCUAUCAGAAAUUCCUGAUUUUGCCGCACACCUUACAGAAUCCAUGUCUGUCUUGUCAGACUGUUGUGACCUUACUCCAGCCCAGCUUGCAAAGUUGAACUCCCUCAAGAUUAAGUUUCCAACACUUCUCAAAACUUGCCAGACUUCCAUCCAUUCUUUGAAGGAGGUGGAAGUAAAAAUGGCAGAAAAGCAAGGAACAAAGGAGUCUUUGGUUGAGCGGGUAAAGAUUAAUGCAUUAGCAUUCCAAAUGCAGAGGGCUAUUCACAAGAGCUUGAUUGCGGAUGAGGCCAAACUUCAACAACAACUGGCAAAGAUCUCUGAGAAGAAGAGAAGUGCUGAGAGAGAGAUCAAACAACUGCAUGGGAAGAUGGUUAAUAUAGAACAGUCUAGAUCCUCUGUUCUUGAGGAGAUCUCAACCCUUGAGACCGAGAAGAAGACUGCCGAGAGCUCCCUGUCAUCAGCCCAACAAAAAUGGAGUCACUUUAGGCACAUGUUCAUGUAACCAAACAAAAUCUCUGUAGGAUCGAUAUUCUGUAAUGUUAAUUAGUCCUUUAGUUCUACUAAUGAAUGUAAUGAUCUUAAUCUGUGUCUCUGGAAUUUUAGCUUAUUUCUGGUUUGUUAGGAUCGAUAUUCUGUAAUGUUAAUUAGUCCUAUAGUUCUACUAAUGAAUGUGAUUAUCUUUUGCACUUAGAGCAUCUUCAA
Molecule: messenger RNA, 1891 nt
Organism: Cornus florida
Lineage: Eukaryota; Viridiplantae; Streptophyta; Magnoliopsida; Cornales; Cornaceae
Product: MATH domain and coiled-coil domain-containing protein At3g58370-like
Exons: 6
Coding region: 117-1691 (524 amino acids)
Molecular function (GO): protein binding
Source: RefSeq, a predicted model, not a curated record